AUGCACUUCACUCGCCUCGCUCUUGCCAUGAUGACCGGCCUCACUCUGGCUGCUGCUGCUCCCGCCGAGCAAAACGCCAGCGCAGCCCUUGGCUGCCCUAAUGGAUGGAAUAUCUGCGGAACCUGCAACGGCAGCUCCUGCAAGGCCGGUGCUCCUGUGUCUCCGGAACUAGCUGUGAAGGAGAAGGCGGUGGCGAUGGAGUACUUUGCGGUAGCAGCGGAGGGUUUGGCCCUCAGACCUGCCCUGUCAAAAUCAACUAGGCAGCGCAAAGCAUUUUAG
Molecule: messenger RNA, 279 nt
Organism: Penicillium cosmopolitanum
Lineage: Eukaryota; Fungi; Ascomycota; Eurotiomycetes; Eurotiales; Aspergillaceae
Exons: 4
Coding region: 1-279 (92 amino acids)
Source: RefSeq, a predicted model, not a curated record